Messenger RNA from Drosophila willistoni, 1676 nucleotides. RefSeq names its product galectin-4. The coding region runs from base 323 to 1564 and encodes 413 amino acids. NCBI's taxonomy places the organism in Eukaryota, Metazoa, Arthropoda, Insecta, Diptera, Drosophilidae. The record is from RefSeq and is a predicted model, not a curated record. The transcript is spliced from 4 exons. Gene Ontology annotation, molecular function: galactoside binding; carbohydrate binding.
UUCGCGAAAUAUAAAAGAAAAUAAGCACGCAAAUAAAAACAACAGUACAUCCGUAGCUUAAGGAAAAUCAGGAACAACAAUAUCUAUAGAUAUUAAAUAUACGUAGAAAUAAUUUAAAGCAAGUCCAAACGUUUUUUAAAGCUGAUCUGUGAUAAACAGUGAGAAGUAGAUACGCCUAUUCUAAAUACACUAAAAAUGUAUAUUGUACAUGUUUCAAAGUCUUGAGAUUUAAUGGGCUUUUAUUUUUGCUCCCACAACACGUAAUAAACAAUAUAUUAAGAGUUUUGCCAACAAUUUGUAAUUGCUUCCCAAGCCAAAUAAAAUGUGUUUCAAGGUUUUGGGUAGCAAUCUGUGCUGCUGCUGUUGUCAUCAGACAAAGAAGGGCGGAUUGAAUGAGGCGUCUUUUUACGAAUAUACAGAUCCAUUGCCUAAGUACUGUAACAAUGAAAUUGGAAGGUUAGAAGAAGGUGUAAGUUUUACAUUUACUGGUAAAAUGCCUAUUAAUUGCGAGAGAUUCUCUAUAAACUUUGUUCUUGAUAAUGAAACAAAGGAUAUUGCUUUGCACAUUAAUCCACGCUUACCUCAAAACUACAUUGUUCGUAACACAAAACUUCAUGAAAUAUGGGGGCCUGAAGAAGUGUCCUCAGCACUUCCUUUUUUGUUAAACCGAGGCGAAAGAUUUUCCAUACAAGUUCUUGUUACUUAUGCUUGCUAUAUGAUCUCAGUAAAUGGUCAUCACUUUGCAGAGUACGGCCAUCGAAUACCCUAUAAUGAAGUAAAAAUGGUCGAGGUCAAAGGUGACGUUGAAGAAGUCGAAAUGCUGCGCACCAUAGUUCAAAGCUAUCCGGAACGAUUGCCAGAAUCAAAGGCUAGAAAAAUAGAAAUCCACUUAAAUGAAGAUGGAUCUGAUGAAAUCGAUGCCAGUGCCGAGGAGGAGAUGAUUAACAUACCCGUGGAAUGGUGUCUUAUAAACGCGCCGACCAAACAGAUUGAUCCGAUUUCCCCAAAAAGUGCACAAAGCUUACUGUCCUUACAAUCAAGCAAGAAUGACGGCCUUACAUUGCCUUAUUAUGGAGCUCUGCCACCGGAAUCAUUAGCAGAGGGUAGAUGCCUAAAAAUUGAAGGUCGUGUCCGCCUACUGCCACAUUCGUUUUACAUAAAUUUGCAACACGGCCAGAACAUUUGGCCACAUCCCACAAUUGCAUUCCAUUUAAAUCCACGAUUCUCCCAGGCGAGCAGUGGUCCAAUGGGAAAAGCUGUUGUCUGCCGAAAUUCCUGGUCAGCUGGUAGUUGGGGUGUUGAAGAGCGGUCUGAGCUUGAUACAAAUUUCCGACCAGGUCGUACAUUUAGCUUGGUUAUUGUUUGCACAAAGGAUUCAUUUGAAGUGUAUGUGAACAAGAAGUUUAUAACGGAAUUCAAAUAUAAAAUGGCCUCGACCUUGGUGGACACAAUAUAUAUACAAGGAGACAUAAAGCUAUGGAAUGUAACUCUCGAACAAAAUGCGAUGAUUAGGGGUAAAAAUGUUCGCAUCUACCAUAAUCCUACGUACACGGAGGAAUAUUAGCAUUAGUUUUCUGAUUAAAGCUUGUUGCUGGCUUAUAGCCAGCACAAAAAGGGGUUUUUGACCCGUGCCUUUUGUAUUUGGCGACAAUAAAAAUGUUAUUUUCGUUUUUCAA